Messenger RNA from Cynara cardunculus var. scolymus (artichoke), 2649 nucleotides. Its product is annotated as alkaline/neutral invertase A, mitochondrial-like. Gene Ontology annotation, biological process: sucrose catabolic process. The transcript has 6 exons. The record is from RefSeq and is a predicted model, not a curated record. Gene Ontology annotation, molecular function: sucrose alpha-glucosidase activity; endo-alpha-N-acetylgalactosaminidase activity. The coding region runs from base 334 to 2379 and encodes 681 amino acids. Gene Ontology annotation, cellular component: mitochondrion. Lineage: Eukaryota; Viridiplantae; Streptophyta; Magnoliopsida; Asterales; Asteraceae.
UCGUCCAAUUAAAACCAAAAUAAACACACACGAACACCAUAAACACACACUACUUUGGAUCACAAUCGUUUUCUGUAAGUCAAAUUCUCUAAUUCCCUUUAUUCUCUUAGCAUAGUAUUAUAUAUUUGCUUAAUUGGCUGUAUAUAUAUAUAUACAAAGAUCAUUUCCUAUAUAACUACUGUUGAUUCAAUCUUUUUCUGAGCUCAACAGAUCUACAGUUUUUCCUUUUUAUAGAUCUUGAUUUUGAUUGUAUAUUUUUCUACAAAAAAGAACAUCUUUUUCCUGAAAAUUUGAAGAUAUAUAGAAAGAUUGACAAUUGGAUCAAUAGCGGAAAUGGGUAGUUAUAGUGGUAUUGGAUUAUCCACGAUGAAACCAUGUUGCUGUAGGAUCUUAAUUAGUUACAGAAGAUCUUCACUUUUUGGUUUUCAAAUCCCUAGAUGUAAUCACUCACCUGUGAUCAAUUUGUCGAAAUCUCGAUUUAAGUUACAUGGUUCCCGCGGGAUUCAUUCUUGUAACAGUAAACUUUUAGGCUUUAGAGAAGGUGUGAUUGAUCCGAAAUUAGGGUUUAGAGAUGCAAUUUACUCGAAUCAGAAGGGUUUUUGUGGUUCUGCUUCGAAUUUGAAAGGACAGCCUAGGGUUUUAUUGAAUGGUUGUCUGGUGGGAGGAAAUGAUAGAAGAUUCAGCAGGCUUGUAUCUAAAGUGGCCUCGGAUUUUAGGAAUCAUUCAACAUCGGUUGAAUCCCAUGUUAAUGACACAAGCUGGGAACGAAUUUACAUUCAAGGGGGAUUGAAUGUGAAGCCUCUGGUGAUCGACAAGGUGGAAGGGAAAGAGGAAAAUGAGGAGAAAGUAUUAGAUUAUACUAGUUCAAAUGUAAAUAUAGAGUCUCAGGAUACUGUUUUAGACAAGGAGUCUGAGAUUGAGAGGGAAGCUUGGAAGUUGCUUAGAGGGUCAAUUGUGAAUUACUGUGGAACUCCGGUUGGAACUGUUGCGGCAACUGAUCCAGCUGAUAAGCUGCCACUGAACUAUGAUCAGGUCUUUAUUCGUGAUUUUGUUCCUUCGGCAUUUGCAUUCUUGCUCAAUGGAGAAGGAGAGAUUGUCAAGAACUUUUUGCUCCAUACUCUUCAAUUGCAGAGUUGGGAAAAAACAGUUGACUGCCACAGCCCUGGGCAAGGGUUGAUGCCAGCGAGCUUUAAGGUUCGAAGUGUGCCUCUUGAUGGAAAAACUGGGGAAUUUGAGGAUGUUCUGGAUCCUGAUUUUGGUGAAUCAGCAAUUGGACGUGUUGCACCUGUUGAUUCUGGUUUGUGGUGGAUUAUUCUGUUGAGAGCUUAUGGAAAGAUCACAGGUGACUACGCUUUGCAAGAGAGGGUGGAUGUUCAAACAGGAAUAAGAUUGAUACUCAAAUUGUGCUUGGCUGAUGGGUUUGACAUGUUUCCCACUCUCUUGGUGACUGAUGGCUCCUGCAUGAUAGAUAGAAGGAUGGGCAUUCAUGGUCAUCCUCUUGAAAUUCAAGCUCUAUUCUACUCGGCACUACGCUGCUCAAGGGAGAUGGUCACCGUGAAUGACACAACAAAGGAUCUAGUUGCAGCCAUCAAUAAUCGGUUAAGUGCUCUCUCGUUUCACAUUCGUGAAUACUAUUGGGUUGACAUGAAAAAAAUCAACGAAAUCUACCGUUACAAAACAGAGGAAUACUCUACUGAUGCCAUCAACAAAUUCAACAUCUAUCCAGAACAGAUUCCAGCUUGGUUGGUAGACUGGAUUCCAGAGUCUGGUGGCUAUCUUAUCGGCAACUUACAACCAGCUCACAUGGAUUUUAGGUUCUUCACCCUCGGAAAUUUAUGGGCUAUUGUUGCCUCUUUGGGUACCCCCAAACAGAACAAUGGGAUAUUGAACUUGAUUGAAGAGAAAUGGGAUGAUCUUGUAGCAAAUAUGCCUUUGAAGAUCUGUUACCCUGCACUUGAGUAUGAAGAAUGGCGUGUAAUCACCGGAAGUGAUCCUAAGAACACCCCUUGGUCAUACCACAAUGGCGGAUCGUGGCCUACGCUCCUUUGGCAGUUCACACUUGCUUGCAUCAAGAUGAAGAGGCCAGAACUUGCAAGAAAAGCAAUCGCUUUAGCCGAAAAGAGGCUCUCAUCGGAUCAAUGGCCCGAAUAUUACGACACAAGAUAUGGAAGAUUCAUCGGGAAACAAUCCCGACUGUAUCAAACAUGGACGAUCGCCGGAUUCCUGACCUCAAAGAAGUUAUUGGAGAACCCUGAGAUGGCAUCCAAGCUGUUUUGGGAAGAAGAUUAUGAACUUCUCGAGAACUGCGUGUGUGGGCUUGGAAAACACGGUCGAAAGAAAUGUUCUCGGUCUGCAGCAAGAUCUCAUUUCGCAGUGUAGAAAAGUACUCACUUUGAUCCACUUGCGUUAUAACAAUAAGAUAAAACUUGUCCGGUUUCUAGUCGAAAAACUUCGAUCGACUCGAAUGAGAGACUUAACUUGUUGACUACAAACUGUAACUCAUAAAACUGCAUUUACUUGUAGAUGCAUGACAGACAUUAGUCAAUUUACUCGUAAACUUGUUGCAUCUUUGGUGGUUGUGGGUUUCAAAUGCAAUCAUGUAAACAUGUAUUGUUUUUUUAAACAACUGAGAUGAUCUUCAGAUGCUAA